Messenger RNA from Wallemia ichthyophaga EXF-994, 1098 nucleotides. RefSeq lists its product as uncharacterized. The transcript has 3 exons. NCBI's taxonomy places the organism in Eukaryota, Fungi, Basidiomycota, Wallemiomycetes, Wallemiales, Wallemiaceae. The record is from RefSeq and is a predicted model, not a curated record. Bases 1 to 1098 code for a protein of 365 amino acids.
AUGGUCCUCCUUAAAACAGCAACAACGCUGCUCGCUGCAACAGCCGCUUACGCUUGGAACCACACGGCAUCUGAUGUUAUCGCCACAGGAACAAUGGGUACCACCAACCCUCCAGAGGCAACGAUGGGCACAGAACUUAACCAAACCUCGGUAGCCCGUCUUGUCUCCAUUAACUCCAUCGACGAUUUCUGUUUCUUCGGUCCAAAAGAGGCAAAUGUAACCAUCGGUGACACUGAAGGUGAACAAGUCGCCUGGUGUACUAAGCCACGUAACAACGCACGUGUUAUCCCAGAUGGCACUAUUACCUCUACGCACUUUGUUAAGACCCCCGCUUACGUCCAAGUUUCUGGUUUCGGUGAUUUGACAAAGAUCGGUGUUAAAGACGGUGACUACGGUGGUGAGCUUGACCCACACGGUGCUACUGGCGAUGGUAACCCAGUUGGUGGUAACGUUACUUCGGACAUUGUCAACGGUACCUCUACUUCUUACGCUGAGUGGAUGGAAUUCAUCUCAUACGAGCAAUUCUGUAUCAGAAUUUGUACAGCAAGCAACGACACUUGGGGUGCUCCAGUCAUGUGCGAGCACAAAUUAGAUGAAAUGGGUUGCGGUUUCGUUAUGCCAGAUGCAGGUGACAGUGAUGUCUUUGAGACCUGUGAUGCUGACGUUGCUUACCCACCUGGUGUUUACCCUAUAGAUGGCUCUUACUCCACUUUCGCUCAAAGAUACACUGGUAGCUACUCCUCAGGUACCACUGGUGCCAUGGUCGGAUACACUGUCGGUGUUACUGACACUCCAACCGCCGCACAAAUGACCCCAUCCUCAUCCAACUGUGUCACUCAAUCAUCCCUUGCUGGCAACAACGUCGAUGUCUCAGCUACUGGCGUCAUUGAAGAUAACAGAGACGACGAUUCGGACUCAAACAGUGACCCUGACAGCAAUAAAUCCGACAAAAGCAACCCUGACGGCAACGAUGGUGGCUCCACCGGCAGCGGCCAAACCAGCGCCAACGCUGGCGACGGCGAUUCUAGCGCUACCACCUUCACUGGUUUCGCCACCGUCUCAGCUAUCGCUUUGGCUGUGCUCGCAAUUGCCCUCUAA